Fonticula alba is the source of this 4142-nucleotide messenger RNA. RefSeq lists its product as hypothetical. Lineage: Eukaryota; Rotosphaerida; Fonticulaceae. Bases 136 to 3966 code for a protein of 1276 amino acids. The transcript has 7 exons. The record is from RefSeq and is a predicted model, not a curated record.
UCCCUCCCUCUCUCUCCCCCCUGCCCCCUCUCUCCCCUGCCCCCUCUCUCCCCUCCCUUUCCCCUGGGCGCGCCGGCCCAAGCAGAGCGCGCGCACUGCCACUCUCCCGCACACUUCCUCCUCCCUGCCCGGAGCAUGACACCGGUGCUCGGCAUCGGCGCAGUAUGGCCCCACUGUGCGGGUCCACCGGCCGGAUGGCGAUCGCUCGGCCCAACCGCCGCGCCCCCGGUCCCGGCAUGCCUGACGGAGACGGCGCUCAAGGCCCUCUGGACUGAUCUGGCUGGUGCCCCGCAGGCCGUGUCUCCGGCCGGCCGGUGCCCCGCCCUGCCGACUGCUCCGGCGACCCGGCUGCUGGCGUCGAGGCACCACCUGUUCGGGUAUAGCACGCGCGAGGGUGGCGAUCUCUUUGCCAUUGAUGCGCUGCCCGCAUCGGCGGCCUCCCAGCAGGGGCCCAUUCGUGCGGCGAUGGCCGCCCCGGCCGCCCCGGCGGUGCCGGUCUCCUCGGCCGAGGCGCGUGCCUCUCGGCUGAAGGCCCUCCUGGCCCCGAGUCGGCCUCCUGCCGAUGUGGACGAUCUCAAGCCCGAUGGCAUUUGGCCUGGCGGCCGGCUGGGCCUGAGCCGGCCAACUGCCCCGGGUGUCUUCCUGGCCGGCAUCUCGGCCGAUUGUGUUCCCGGAUCACCGCAGUCCCUGCUGUCAGUCUGGAGUGAUGGCCGUCUGGACGUCCACGUUUACUCCACCGAUGGCUUCUUCUGGUCUCGCCUGGCCUGCAUCAACCUCUUCACCUGUCCCAUCCUCUCGGAGGCGGAUGUCUCGGCGUCGGUCACCCGAGGGCGGGGCAUGGCCCUGGCGCCACGCUCGCGCGGCGGGUUCACCAUCGUCCGCGCUGUGGCCCUGGCCGAUUUCCACCGGAUGCAGGGCCGUGCCGGCCUCGUCUCCGGCGUUUCGGUCCUCUUCCUGGCCACCACUUGUCCUGGCCCGGCCGCGUGCCGAGAGUCCGCCGCGUCGGCCGAAGAUAAGCUUGGCUGCUGUGCGGGCCAUUUGCGCCUCUUCCUGGCACGGAUCAAUGUCUCAGCGCGGACACGAGUGCAGCCACCGACGACCGACGGCCACCCAGGCAUGUCCAUUGUCCUGUCGGACUCGGCGGCUCUGGUCUGUCCGAUUGUUCAACUCGGCGGCAAGUUCCUCCCCUCGGCCGACUUGGGCCUCUUUGGCGAGGGUGUCUUCCUGACUGACCGGCCAGCGGCGGCUGACCCCAAUGCCGGGCCGAGCACCCUAUCCGGGCUGUGGUUGUCCCGGUACCCGGAGCAGCUGCUGCGGCCAGCCAGCCGGGCCCCCCUGCCGCAGAGGGACCCGCCAUGCGCGGCCGCCAGCCCGUGCCGGCACCCGCGCGGUGCGGCCCUUUGGAGCAGCGCCGAACACCUUCCCUGUGGCUGUCCGUUGGCCGAUUUGGCCGUGCAUCCGGCCACUCGGGAGCUCUUCCUUCUUGCCACGUGUGGGCACCUGUUCGGCGUGGCGAUGGCACCGGCAUCGGCGUCCGUCGAGGAGGCAGCCGGCCAGGCGGUGUCCCGAUCCACGAGCACCGGCAUGCCGCCGAGCAUCCUCCUCCGGCCCCUGACUCAAUUGUGCCUCCCGAAGGGCCAUGCCGAGCCGCCUCUCCGGUCGGGUGGGCCUGACCGGCUUCUUUUUGACCGGGCGGCGGCCCUGCUCUUGCGGCCGCACCCCCCGGACCGGCCUUCGGUGCUCUGCUUCUCCCUGCCAAGUGGGGUGCUGCUUUCCCGGGCUCCCCUCUCCGGGGAUGGCCAUCAGGUCACCCACCUGUUGGGUCAUUUCCAUGGGCACCCGAAGCAUCAUCCGCUCUUCCGACCGGUGGUACUCUCGCUGCCGGGCCCCGGGACCACGGUCUCCAGUCUCCCGGAGUUGCGCUUCCUUCAGGCCGGUCCCAUCCCCCCCGGGCCGGAUCUACGCCGGGUGUCGGCUUCCCUUAGUGGUCAGGCAGCAGCCACGCCGGACAUCUUUCCCGGCGGGCCAAUUCAGAACGACCAAAUCGCCCUGAACCAGGCGCGCCCCAUGACCCCACCCCUGCACCAUGUGGCGGCGUUCUUCGAGCUCCUGUGGCAGCUACUGGACGACGGCCCCGUGGCGGUCGGAAAGCCCGACCUCCUGCGCAGCUUCCUCCGUCAAUUGGAGCUCUUGUGCCUGCAUUCCCAGUCGCCGGCGCUGAUUGUCCACGUCCUCGAGGCCCUGCGCCGGUCAGCGGCCUCCCUGCCUGGGCCAUUCCUCCGGGACAUGCAGCGGGUGGUGGACCGGUGUGUGAGCCCUCCGGUUGAGGCCCCGGGCUCGGGCGAUGCCCUGUCCCCGGCACUGACUCCCCUCUCGGCCCGGGUGCAGGGGAAUGUCCAGCGCCUGCGUGGGCUUUCCUUCGAGAGCUGGCACGGCCAGCCGCACUCGCAGACGUGUGUCAAGCUUCAGCCGGCGGCCGAGCCGCUCCCCGGGCGGACCUCCUUCAAUUUGGAGAGCGGCUGGCUGUGGAAGCGCUAUCCCGGGGAAAUGGUGCUGGCGUACUUGGCGCGGAUGGCCGAGCUCAGCACGGCGGCUCGGCGGUCGGUCGACCGGUCGACCUCGUUCCCCGUCUUCCCGGCAUUGGUGGACGCCCAUCCCAGCGGGGCCUUCCCCCGGUUUGGCUAUCUCCACCAGGAUUCAGGCCGGUCCGGAACCCGGUCGCCGGGGGUGGCAUCUCCAAUUUCCCCCCUGAAGACGACCGUCGGCUCCUCCCCGGCCGGCGUGACCCUCGAGGCCCCGGUGUCGGCCUUCCCACCGCUCUUGUCGACCAAUGCCUGGCAGCGAUUGACCAUCUCGCAGCGGGUUCUGGCACUCGCGUGCGAGGCGUGUCGGGUGGCGGACUCGGAGGCCGCGGCGGCCGCCGGUGGCCAGCCGCCCGCUCGACCGCUGCUACUGCAGCUGACGUACACCCUCACUCACGCGGGCAUCCUCUUGGACUUCGCCCUGUCGUGUGGCACGCUGGACGGCCCGGCGACCCAUGCCGCCAAGGCCGCCAUUUCGGGUGGCGCACGCGCUGCCAGGCCCCAGCCGUCCGGCACCCUGGCCGGCGGCCGGGCAUUCGAUGUGUCCGAGUCUCUGCGGCCAUGGGGCGCCACGCUGGAGCAGGUUGCCAGCUACCUGGCAUCGGUGAUGUCCUGUCCCGCGUUGAGCCUCUCCCUGUCGCGAGCUCUCCCACCCGCCGGGGCACCGCCCUUCACCGACUGUGACACAUCCCUGGCGGAGCUGCUGUCGCUGGCUGCGCACCCCUCCCAAGCGGUGUGCUUCCUGGCCCUGCACGCGCAUUGGGACUCGGCAGUGUCCGGGCUGUCAACCCUCCGCUUGGCGUCGGCCUCGAGCUCGCCGGCACCGCUGAGCUCGCCCUUCACCCUUACCGGCAGUCGGAUGGCCGAGGCGUCCCUCUCUCGCGGAAGCACCGCCGCCGCCCACGCCAGCGACCCGCUCCUGCGGCAGUUCACCCGGAACCAGAGCAUCGCCGAGCAGUCCCUCCACUCGGACAGCUCCUUCGACUCGCCCUGCUACAUUCAGACCUACUUCUUUGUGGCCCAGCUGCUGUCCCGGCGUUUGGCCGGCCGGCCGACCAUGACCGAGGCCCUUCACACUGGCGAUGGCCUGCUCCCGGUGCUUCGCCAGCUGCUGACCCUGGUGCCGGCUGGUCUGCGCCCCGUGGAUUAUGUGUCUCUCCUUCAAAUCUUCCUGCCAGACGCGCGCGACAUUGAGCAGCUCCUCGACCGGGCGGCCAUCAACGCCACCGAGGUCCGGUCGCUGGUUGCCGUGGCGACCCGAAUGACCACCCUCUCGGCGGCUCCGCCCGCCGCUCCCCGCCCGGCAGCCGCCGCCCUAGACCAGUGGGAGGCGCUUUUCGCCCCCCUCCUGGGUGCCAUGGCCCAGUCCCUUGGGCACUGCUAAAAUGCCCUCUUCCUGAGCGCGGGGACGGGGGAGCAAUCUUGGCCCUGCCUCUUCUUUAGGCCCCCCCUUCUCGCCUUGCUCGCCCUUUUUAUUUCCCCCCAUAUCCCCGCAGUUGGCCAGGACCCGCAGUCGCGUGUAUGCGCAUGCAUGCGUUCUCUUCAAAUACAUUCCCCUUG